This is a messenger RNA of Funneliformis caledonium, 165 nucleotides long. The record is from the annotation of a GenBank genome assembly. NCBI's taxonomy places the organism in Eukaryota, Fungi, Glomeromycota, Glomeromycetes, Glomerales, Glomeraceae.
AUGGGCGGUGGAAAUAUCCCUGAAGACUUUCUAGGAGGUCUUGAUGCAGCCCAUCCAAAGCUUAACCGAAAGGCAGCCAAGACAUCUAAAGAAAAUGCAAAAUCGGCAAACAUCUACUUUUUUGAUACCUUACCGAAAAAAUGGUUAAUAUAUUCCAUAGCAUAA